Molecule: messenger RNA, 8369 nt
Organism: Podarcis muralis (Common wall lizard)
Lineage: Eukaryota; Metazoa; Chordata; Lepidosauria; Squamata; Lacertidae
Gene: CNTRL
Product: centriolin
Cellular component (GO): cytoskeleton
Molecular function (GO): protein binding
Source: RefSeq, a predicted model, not a curated record
UCCUUUUCAAGCCAUCAAAGAUGGCGUCGCCGGGCUGUUAAAAGGUUCCGCUUGUCAGCGUGAGGCAAAUCCUCACCGGCGAGCGCUGAGCCGCCGCCUUCCUGUUUAAUUUUCACCAAGUCUCAAAACUGGAGGGAAGAAGGAAAGGGGAAGACGGUCGAGAAGACAUAUAAAUAAAAGCGAGCCGGGCCACGAGCGAGCCCGGCAGCGGCUCCCCCGCAAGCCCUCGAUGUCAGCCGUGACGAUAUUUGAUUAUUUGGCUUUCUGUUGACUUUUCGAACUUUUCACCUAAUACUAUGCAGCAUUCUGUGCAAUAAGGAAAGGCCAGCCACAAAGAGCACCACUUAGAAAGAGAUUGAUGUCUUCAUCUCGAACUCGGAGUCCAAUGUCUACUGUGAGUUCAAGCAGCAGGUCACCAUCUCCGUUGAGCAGACGAGGUAUUCCAGCUACUUAUCUGACAAAGGGGAAAAGGCGUCAAGGAAAUGCACCUGAAGAAAGUGAUACAGGAAUUCCCUCUGAAUCUUCAGUUGGACAAGAUGACAACUGUAUCAGUCCAGGUAUCAGAUACAUAACUGAGACUCUUAUCAAGAAGCUGUCCAAACAGGAAAAUCUGGCACGCGUAACUACUCUAAAUCUUUCCCUUGCCAAAGAUGGGGGAAAGAAGUUUAAGUACCUAGAAAAUCUCGAGAAGUGUGGUAAACUAGAGGUCCUCAAUCUCAGUAACAAUCUGAUUGAGAAGAUUGAAAAACUAGACAAACUUUUAAAGCUACGUGACCUCAAUCUAUCAUUCAACAAAAUAUGUAAAAUAGAAGGUAUUGAACAUCUACAGAAUUUACAGAAGCUGAACCUUGCUGGGAAUGAGAUUGAGCACAUCCCAGCAUGGGUAGGGAAGAAACUCAGGUCCUUGCGCAUCCUGAAUUUGAGAAAAAACAAAAUAUCAUCACUCCAUGAGAUAACUAAACUGAAGUCUCUUAAAGACUUGACUUCUCUGUUUCUGGCAGACAAUCCUAUUGUAAACCUUCCUCAUUAUCGUCUGUAUACCAUAUUCCAUUUGAGGUCACUGGAAGAUCUUGAGGGACAGCCAGUGACAAACCAUGACAGAGAAGAAGCUCUUGAGAGGUUUAAUUUAGAAGAGAUAGAAAAUCUAGAAAAGGACUUGGAGAAAACUGUGAAAGAGUUGGAAGACCUUAAAACCAAACACUCUGACCUGGGCGAACAACUUCAGCAACAAGAUGACCUUAACAAAUCAUUAAAACAAAAAAAUCUGCAACAGAAACAAAGCUGUCAUGACCUGGAGAGUGAACUAGAGACAAAAAAUGAGCUGCUAAAGCAGAAGACGGUGGAAUUAACCCGAGCCUGUCAGAAACAAUAUGAGCUGGAGCAAGAACUGGCUUUUUAUAAGAUUGAUGCCAAGUUUGAACCAUUAGGUUAUUAUCCAAUAGAGGAUGUUGAACUUGAUGAUGUACCGGGUGAAAGCCCUUACAUUGGGAAAUCUAGAUACAAAAGGAACAUGUACGCUGUAGAAGGCUAUAUCCCUAGCAAGGCUCAGAAGAUGCAGAUGGGAAAUCUGGAAGAAGCAGAAGAACAAAAGAUUCAGAAGCUGAAACUGAAUAUUCUUCAGUCACUAGAUGCACAACUAGAAGAAAAAGAGAGAAAGGUUAAAGGAGCCCAAGAAAAAUUAACAGAAUUGCUAGGUGAAGUAGCCAAUGCAGAGCAACGUGUUUUAAAAGCAACAGAGGAGCUUAAACUAGUCCAAGAUGUUGUGGCUCAGAAAAAGAUGUCAGACGUGGAAAAGGAUUGUCUUAGGCAAGAGCUAAGCAACAAGAUACUUCUCCUAAAUCAACUACGAGAAGAAGCUCUAGAACUAGAGAAACAGAUGGAAAGGCAGCAGGAAGACAUGGCCAAAAAAGAGAAGGAGUUAGGAGAACUGCAGCAUUUUAUAGAUUCUCUAGAUCCUGAAGACCCAAGACAUGCUCAUAUGAAGGCUCAGAAAGCAAGCAAAGAACAACAACUUGACAUGAUGAACAAGCAUUACAAGCAUCUUGAAAGUCGCCUGGAUGACAUGCUGUCUCGGAUUGCAAAGGAAACUGAGGAAAUUAGGGACCUGGAGCAACAGCUCACAGAUGGCCAAAUAGCAGCAAAUGAUGCACUGAAGAAAGACCUGGAAGGAAUUAUCAUUGGGUUACAGGAAUAUCUAGAGAGUGUUAAGAGUCAGGCCAAACAAACCAGUGAGGAAUGCAAGGAGUUGCAGAGGGAUAAAGAGGUGUUAUUGCAAAGGCUGGAAGAACUCGAGGAGGAGAGAAACCAGCUGGAGAUAGUUGCUAUGGAUGCAGAAAACCUGAGAAAAGAGAUCGCAGACCUUGAGCAGGCACUUGAAGAACAAAGAGAGCUCAAUGAAGCCCUGCAUGAGACUCAAAGGGAACAUAUCACAUAUGAGGCUGAGCUGGAGGCUGAACUGAAAGCCCGAGACAUUGAAGCCAAUCAGCAUGAGGAAGAACUGCAGAGGCUAAAACAACACGGUCAACUGGAGCACUCUGCUCUCCAGGCUGAACUCAGCAAAGAAAGGCAAGCUUUAGAAAAUGCCUUGACAAAAGCACAAUUAUCAGAAGAAAGAGAACAGGAAAAUAAUAAACUGCUUUCUCAUCUUAAACAGCUACAGAAAGAUAAUAACCUUUUGAAGCAGCAGCUUAAAGAUACUCAAAAUCAACUGAAUCAUGCAGUUGACAGCUUAAUUCAUCCUGAAGAAUUCUUGGCUCGUGUGAGAGAACUCAAAGAAAAUCUACAGACUGGGGCAGAAUUCAGGUGCCAUAAUGCAAAGGAUAUUUUAGGGAAAAGCCUUGCAGAUCUACAGAAAGAGUUUGGUAAGGUCCUUGCUCAAUCUCAGCAAGAAAAUGAGGCCAUCCAGGCCAGAGAGAGACAGCUUCAGAAGGAGAUGACAUCCCAGCAAGCUAAGUUGGAAGAGGCACAAGAAAAAUACAGGCUGGCCUGUAACAAAGCUGCAGAAGCCAAAAUUAAAUCUGAGAAGAUGCAGAAUGAAGCCAGAGUACAUCAACUAGAGAAUGAAAUCCAGCAUCUAAGUGAAAAGCUGAAGAAUAUGGAAGAAAUCCAGGGCCUAACAGAUCAACAGUUGCAAGAGGCUGAUGAGGAGAAAGAAAGAAUUCUUGCACAACUAGAAUAUCUGGAGAAUAGGAAAAAAGUGGAAGAUGCUAAGGCACAAAUGCAAUUCAUUGACAUUGAUAAAGAGCUGCAGAAGUUAAAGAGAGCAAUAUCUACUUCAGAUAAACAAGCAGCAGCAGAUCUCUGUGCAGCCAAAGAUCAGCUCAGGUCACUCCGUGGAACUGUAUGCAAAAUUAAUCAGGAACGCAGUGAGGAACUUCAGGAAGCAGAGAAGUUCUGUAUGCUUGCUACUCAAGCUUCUAAAGAUCUUGCCAGAGCAGAAUCAGAAAUAGAAUUGUUGCAGAAACUUCUGAAAGAAAAGGAGGAAUGGUUUCAGAGUGAAGUGGGAAAAGCUGAUGCCGAGACUGCAGCUUCUGCUUUUCAGAAAGAGGAGAUUGGUAAAUUAAAGCAGCUAUUGAAAUGCCAAAAAACAGAAAUUGACCGACUGCACCAUGUACUAGAUCAAGUUCAGACAGGCAAUAGGGAAGAAAUUGACAGCAUAUUGGAUGAAAUUGCUGCACUCAGGCAUGCUAUAUCUCACCAGAAUGACGCUAUCACCAGCAUAAUGAAUCCACUGCAACGGAGGGGCCAUCUGUAUUAUGUGCCAUCAUCGCAAACAUCCACUCCUGCAUCUCAGAGUACCAAGGAUUCUGGUGUUGGCCUGCAGUGUCCUAUGUUGACCCCAAUAAAAAAAGGGCAGAGCAAGAAGGAAUGUUCCAUGUGUCCUGCUGCCAGAGGGUGCUUGGUGCAUGCACCAGGCAGGAGUGACCCUUCCAAUGGAGGGAUCCAAGAAAAUGGAGAAGUGAAGAUUCACAGUGCCUCAUCUUUUGUGCCACCCCCUGGCUCCAUCAUUUACACUCUGCUUCCAGAUGGUGCUCCAGCCCCUCCAGCAACAGUGGUGUGUGGCCCACCUUCUCCUGUCUCUGCCAAUGGAGGACCACUUGCUGCUACUACAGUUAUAUAUGGUUCAUGUCCUGCUGGAGCUCAGCUUGUAUAUAGCCCUCUUCCUGCUAACUGUUCAAUGUCUUUUGGAACACAUCACUGCAACAUACCUGAGCAUCAUAACUUGGAGAACGAAAUCUCAAGGCUAAAAGACAGCAUAGAAAACUUAAAGUCUCAACCCAAAAGCAGUUGUCCUAGAUCCUCUCAUCGUGAACAUGAUCAAGAGAUGGAUGAAUUGCAUCAGGGCAUUCAAGAUCUGUUGAAUGAAAGGGAAGAGCUGGAGUACCAAGUAGCAGAGCUGCGUAGAAUAGCCCAGAAACGGAAUAAGCGAAAAGACUUCAUUGAUGGGCACCUGAGUGGCCUGAUUUCAGAACUGGAGUUAGAGAAAUCUCUCCAGCACCAUGAAAACAUUGUGGAUGAAAUAGAAUGCAUAGGAAAGACUCUCCUAAAACGACAGGCAGAACUCAGGGAGGCCGACAGACUUCUUGCUGAAGCUGAAACUGAACUUGAAAAUACUCGGGGGAAAACCAAAGAGACUAUUCAGAAAUACAACAGUGCUAAGCAGCAUUUGUCUCGGAUGGAGAAAGAAGCUGAAGAGCUUGAACGGCGGGCUCAGGUGAUGGCUCUGAAGCUUGUAAAUGCAGAUCAGCAACUAAGAUUGCUUCAGGCAGAUGCAAAGGACCUAGAAGAGCACAAGAUAGAACAAGAAGGGAUUCUGAAGGAAAUCAACAAAGUUAUAUCUGCAAAAGAUUCUGAAUUUCAAUCCUUGAGCCAGAAGAUUGAAAUAUUGACUGAAAGCCUUCAGAAGCUGCAGGCAGAUAUACAAGUUGCAGAAGGUAAUGAAGAUCACCACCUCCAAAUUCUUAAAGAAGCAGAGAAUAUUCUUCGGAGCAAAAAGAGUGAUCUAGUGAGGCUGAAGGAUCAGACUGCAGCUCAACAGCAGGAGAGGCUAAUUUUGGACAGACUGCUUGGUCAAAAAAAUAAAGAGCUCCUCCUCCUCCAAGAGAGCAUUGCCCAGAAAAAUGCUGCCCUAACAGAAGCUCUUGGGCAUGGCGAAGCUGAAGUAGCUGAAAAACGGCGACAAAUAAAGGAAGUAAAGUCUUUUCUAGAGGAUCUGAGUGUUCAGAAAGGAGAACUCAAUGCCCAACUAAGUGAGAAAAGAUCCCAACUUUCUCUAGUAACUCAGGAUAUCCAAAAAGAGGAGGAGAAAUUGCAAGACGUCCUGGGGCAAAUAAUGAAGCAUAAGACAGAACUCAGGCAUGUUCUUGAAAUGUUGUACCUCAAAAAUGAUGAACUAGAAGGCCUAAAACUCCAGCAAAGCCAAAAAGUUAAUGAACUGGAAAAAAUGCAAGUUGCAGUCCUGGAGAAGAAACUUGAGUUGGAGACUCUCCAGCAAGCAUCUCAGCAGCAGUGCAGGGAAGUGGAACGUCAAAGGCAACUUCUUGAGAGGGCUCAACAAGACACUGAGAGGCUUAGUUCCAAGCUCCAUUCUCUGCAAAACAGUAUCAAGGCAUUGAGCACUGAGAAGCAAAAGCUGGAAGAAAACUGUGAGAGUCUAGAGGAGAAAUUGUCACAAACCAAAAGAUCCUUGGCUUCUGCCGAAGAUAACAAUAAAGCCACUCUCACCAGCAUAGAGAAAAUGGACUUAGAGGUCCAAAAACUGCAGCUUGAUAUUAACCAACUACAAAAGCACAAAAUGCUUUUGAAUGGCAACGUUACUGACUUACAGAAGCAUAUUCAAGAAAAAAAGGAGGAACUGAAUAUUUUGAAGACUGAACUGAAUGAUUCCAGGCAGCAUCUUCAACUAUUGGAACAGGAUGUGAAAAAUGCCACAAAGCAAAAAGAGGAGCUACUUCAAGAACAAGCAGCUCUGAAAGACACCAUAACAGAAUCUUCAAGAAAGUGCAGGGAAUGCCAGGAAAUACAGAAGAGGAAGGAGAACGAGCUGCAGAAGCUUUGCAGGGAAAUAGAAGAGCACGAACUACAACUGAGCAAACAGGAGAUGGUCCUUCAUCACCUCAGGGAGGACAUACAACAUGAAGAAAAGAAGCUGGAGAAAUGCACAGCUGAACUGAAGGAUCAGAAACAGCUGUUGGAACAAGGACUAGCAGAGCAGCAAUACCAGCUGGAACAAGCAAUUGCUAAAGUUCAAGGAAAAGAAGAACAGAUCCAGAAGCUUCAAGAGGAGGAGUCAUGGUGCAGAGCUCUUGAAGAAACAGUCAGCAAAACCCGACAUCAGCUCUCUGAAAAAGAACUGAAGUUGCAAGAAAAAAAUGGUGAGGUUUUAUCCCUCCAAAGGGAGCUAGAACUCUCAAAAGCCAAGGAGACAGUGCUCCAUGAUCAGAUUCAAACUGAGAGGGAAAAGGCUGAAAAGCAAAUAGAAGGACUGAAGGAAGCCAUCAAGAUGCAGAAGGCCCAACUCGAGAGAGCACUUCAUGAACAAAAACAGGAAAACCACUGUUUGCAAAAAGAAGUUGCCUCCAUAGAGCAAGUGGCACAAGACAACCACCUGCGAGCAAAGCAGCUUAUGAGGGACCUUAGCCAGAUCCAAGUGGAGUACAUGCAGCUCAAGUCACAGAUGAAGAGUCAAGAGAAUUUAGAGAAACAACACAAAGAGAUGAAAGGGACAGUGAAGUCACUUAAGCUGGAAGUGAAAGACAAAAUGAGAACCGGUUUGAAGGAUCUGAGUCAAUCCCCUCCAAAGCUUUUGGGAGAACUGGAGACUACUUUUGAGAUUGAAAGAAGACCUCAGAGUGACUUGGAAAGUCUGAAGGAAAAUUAUCCUUUCACAAAUAAUGAGGGAAGAAUGCUGUGCUUUGAUGAAAAGCUGGACCUUUCCAAAGUCCACAUCACGGAUGAACAAUGGCGUGGAAAAGCACGCCGAGAACAGCUGCAGCACCAUGAGGAUCGGCUCAAGGCUCAGCUUCGUCAGUGCAUGUCAAAGCAAGUGGAGGUGUUAAUUAAAGGAAAGCAGCAGACUGAGGGCACCCUCCAUAGCCUGAAGAGGCAAGUUGAUGCAUUGGAUGAACUAGUUAGCAGUACUUCAACAGACUCGCAGUUUCCUUCCUUGAACUCCUCAGGGUUAACUGACUCUCUGCAUGAAGAGUCAAUUCUCACAAUGAACCAGUUUUCUAGAUCUCCUUCCAGGACAUCAACAGGUAUUUCAACACAAUCUCCAGGUAUUCAUCAGUACAAGGCAUAAUCCCAGCAGGUAAGCAGCGAAAUGCAGCUGUAUUGGUGCAGCCCGUGCCAAUUGCCUGGCUUUGAAGGCAUCAGAAGACUACCUCAUUGGUUUCCAAGUCCCUGUUAACAUUCCUAAAGACAUUUUAGGUGUGAGCUCAGGUGUUUUUAUUAUGUAUGCACACUUACUUGAAUUUUUAUUUAUAUGGAGCACUUCUGCAAUGCAAGCUAGAGUGUAGCAUUUGCAGUAUUGAAAGUUACAGCCAUUGAUGUCUGCAUCCUUUUGUUUGUGGGGUAGGGGUGCGUGCAUUUAUUUAUAUGUGGGUGAAUGGGCAUAAGCUUUUUAAGCAUUUUUAGUGAAAAUUUGUAUUCUGUUGAAUUUUUUUUUACAAAAAUAAAUAUUCCCUCCCCCUCAAAAAAAUACACCUUGCGUUUUCUUCUGCUUUCUAUAAACAUAAAUAUUUAGUGACUGGUUGUUCCACCAGGUUCCUAUGCAUAUCUAGGAUGUUACAAGGCAGGGAUGGGGAACCUCAGGCCAAAAAGCAAAGUACAGCCUUCCUAGGCUGCUUUAUGUAUCUAGUCCUUGGGUAGAUACCCUUGUGUCAUGCAUUCUUUGCCUGCAUGGUGUGUUUGUGUAGAAAUAUCAACCUGUGCACAGCUGGAAUGUUGCCUACUUUACAAAUGCAAUGGAUGUGACUUUUUGAAACUAGCUCCACCCAGGUUGCCUGUAAGGGAUCAAGGCUCUCUGAAAAAUGUUGCCCACCUAAGGGAUUUGAAUGUGUCCUAGAUUUUGCAGCAAUAACUGCUUCCAUAUUUCCACCAGAAGCAAAUUUACUCCCCACUAUGAAGGAGGUAUUUAAAGUAUGGGGGUUGUCUCCAUCUACCUACUUAGAAGAUGCAGGGUCAUGUGACUUAACUUUUAUACAGACUGGCUGUCUCACCUCACUUCCCCUCACCCCCCCAACAGAGCUUUUUCUCAGUUUACGCACAUAAGUUUUGUCUCAGCUCUUAAUUCUGUUGCAGUUUACCUCAAAUAGUACUUUAUUCUAAUUCCUGCUUAAACUCUUAAAAUAAAAAGUAACUUUCUUCUC